GAGUUGUCUGAUUCUCAUUUCCGAAUCAAACCAAAACCUACUUUUAUUUUUUCAAGUACUCAAAAACUCAAAACAGUAUUCCAAACAAACAAAGAAGAUGAUGAGGAAGAACGACAUCCCAGCGAUUGUCGUUUUUUCUGUGUCCUUGUUGUUCUUGCUUUGUAAUUUCCCGAGUAUGUCGUUGGCCCAAAAAAGUAGUAAUGGUGGGAAAAUAAUAGGAGUGAAAGUUGGGGUGAUUCUGAACUUGGAGACUGAUUUUGGGAAGAUGGGGCUGAGCUGCAUCAAUAUGGCUCUUUCUGAUUUCUACACCUCCAAUCCUGCCUUCACAACCAGACUUCGUCUCCACACUAGGAACUCCAAAUCCGACGUCGUUGAAGCCGCUGCUUCAGCUUUGGAUCUAAUAAAAAAUGUUAAAGUCGAAGCCAUUCUAGGCCCAGAAACAUCAAUGCAGACCCACUUCGUAAUCGAACUCGGUGACAAAGCCCAAGUGCCCAUCAUAACAUUCUCCGCGAAAAGCCCAUCUCUCACUUCUCUCCGAAGCCCAUACUUCUUCCGAGUAGCCGCAAACGACUCGUCUCAGGUGGAAGCCAUAGCUGCCGUCGUCAAAGCUUUCGGAUGGAGAGAAGUAGUGCCCAUCUAUGUCGACAACGAGUACGGCGAGGGAAUCAUUCCUUACUUGACCGAUGCUUUACAAGACGUCGAUGCCCAAGUACCGUACCGGAGUGUGAUCCCUCCGACCGCCACAGACGACCACAUUUCCGCCGAGCUCUACAAGCUCAUGACAAUGCAGACAAGGGUCUUCGUCCUUCAUAUGUUGCCGGCUCUUGGGUACCGAAUCUUUGCCAUGGCCGAGAAGAUUGGUAUGAUGGCUGAUGGUUAUGUUUGGAUAAUGACUGAUGGGGUUGCUGAUUUUCUGGGCUCAGCCAAUUCAACUGUUCUCGAUUCGAUGCAAGGAGUUUUGGGGUUGAAAACCCAUGUCCCUAAAACGAAGGAGCUUCAGAAUUUUGCGGUUCGCUGGAGAAAAAAAUUUCAACGUGAAAAUCCCACCAUUGUUAACCCUCCUUUGGUGACUUUUGGGCUUUGGGCUUACGACGCCGUUUUCGGAUUGGCCAAGGCAGUUGAGGAGAUUGGGAAAGCAUCGAACUUUAGCUUCAAAAGGGUGAAUGUUUCGAGUGAUAACAACUCUACUGAUUUGGGAUCGUUUGGGGUGUCUCAGACUGGUCCGGAACUUGUUCAAGCGUUAUCGAAGAUGACGUUUAAAGGGCUUUCGGGUGAGUUUAAACUCGUUAAUGGGCAGCUGCAAACUUCGACUAUUGAGAUCAUCAACGUGAAUGGAAGUGGUGAAAGAAAGGUUGGGUUUUGGACGCUUGAGAAUGGACUCGAGAGAACGUUGGGUUCGGGAGAUAAGACCAAAUACUCUGCUUUGAAUACCAGUUUGGCGCCUAUAAUAUGGCCUGGUGACUCGACCUCAGCUCCUAAGGGGUGGCAGAUCCCGACGAAUGGGAAGAAGUUGCGAAUUGGGGUCCCGGUUAAACAUGGAUUUAGGGAGUUUGUGAAUGUGACAUUUCCUUUCUCAAAUGAUUCUGUUACAGGUUACAGUAUCGAUGUUUUCAAGGCCGUUUUGGAAGCACUGCCUUACUCUGUUUCGUACGAGUAUGUUCCCUUUGCUAAUGCCGAUGGCAGUAGGGCUGGCACAUACAACGACUUUGUCUACCAAGUGUUUGAUGGGAAACUGGAUGCUGCAGUUGGGGACAUAACCAUUAGAGCAAAUAGGUCCUUGUAUGUGGACUUUACAUUGCCAUAUACUGAGUCUGGUGUGUACAUGAUAGUACCAAUCAAGGAUGAUAGAAGUGGCAAUGCUUGGGCAUUCUUGAAGCCUUUGACUUGGGAUCUUUGGGUAACAAGUGGUUGUUUUUUCAUUUUUGUUGGGUUUGUAGUAUGGGUUCUUGAACACCGAAUAAAUGAGGACUUUCGUGGCCCUCCAUAUCAUCAAAUUGGAACAAGCUUUUGGUACUCUUUUUCAACCAUGGUUUUUGCACAUAAGGAAAGAGUUGUGAGUAACUUGGCAAGAUUUGUAGUGAUUAUAUGGUGCUUUGUAGUACUCAUACUCACCCAAAGUUACACAGCUAGUUUGACCUCGCUUUUAACAGUCCAACAACUCCAACCAACCAUCACUGAUGUGAACCAGCUCCUGAAGAACAAGGAGAAAGUUGGCUUUCAACGGGGUUCUUUUAUAGAAGGAAUAUUGAAACAAAUGGGGUUUGAAGAUCACCAAUUUGUGAUCUAUGACACUCCAGAAGACUUAUACCAACUCUUUGCAAAUGGGAGUAAAAACAAUGGGAUUGCUGCUGCUUUUGAUGAAACACCUUACAUGAAACUUUUUAUGGCAAAAUAUUGCUCCAAGUUUACCAUGGUUGAACCAACAUUCAAAGCUGACGGCUUUGCUUUUGCUUUUCCGAAAGGCUCGCCUCUUGUUCAAGAUAUUUCGAGGGCAAUAUUGGAAGUGACUGAAGGAAAGAAAAUGAAGGCUAUAGAAGAAUUGUGGUUCAAGAAAGACACUAACUGUGUAGACCCCAACAACAAGUUCUCAUCCAACAGUCUUGGGCUGGAAAGCUUUUGGGGACUCUUUCUCAUCGCAGGUGUGGCUUCAUCGUUGGCGCUUGUCAUAUAUGCUGUCAUGUUCCUCUACGAGCAAAGGAAUCUCUUGAUGAACUCCGAUGCAGAACCAUCAGUUUGGAGGAGAAUUGCGGCCAUUUUUAGAACAUUUGACGAAAAGGACCUCAGCUCGCACACUUUUAGAAAGAAUGAAGUCGGAGAAAGAAGCGUCAUUGACAUGUCAUCGCCGAACACCAACUGCCCGCCAAGUCCUUCAGGGUUCUCAGUCCAUACAAAUUCAAGCUUUGUGUUUAGGGAGCCAGGAUCGUCUUCUCCAGACCCAAAUGGUACACAAACAACUUAUCAAGAGACUGUUGUAGUCUCAGCUGUAGAGGUCACUGGCCCAGAUCAAGACUUGAGGGAGAAUCACAACUCUUAGAUUGUGUAUAUUAUGCUAGUAAUGAUGGAACUCUACCUCAAUUUAAAAUGGUAGGAGUUUUUAUUCGUAUAAAUCAUGUUACGUGUAGAUAUAACUCUGAUAUACAUGCAAAUUCUCACACUCCCAUGACAGUACCAGAGAUUAAUUGUUUCUUCUUUAAGAUUUGGGUUUGGUGCAAUUAGAAAUUUGACAUGUCUUGUAAUAAUUUUUAAAUAAUCUGUAAAAAAGAUAACUGAAAAAAAGUAUUAAUUUGUGAUAUU
Humulus lupulus (European hop) is the source of this 3294-nucleotide messenger RNA. RefSeq names its product glutamate receptor 2.7-like. NCBI's taxonomy places the organism in Eukaryota, Viridiplantae, Streptophyta, Magnoliopsida, Rosales, Cannabaceae. Gene Ontology annotation, cellular component: plasma membrane. The transcript is spliced from 5 exons. Gene Ontology annotation, molecular function: glutamate-gated receptor activity. The record is from RefSeq and is a predicted model, not a curated record. Bases 98 to 3034 code for a protein of 978 amino acids.